UUUCCUACACUACAUGGUAUGACACAAUGUGAUUGGUUGCACUGGAGAUAUACGAUGGAACGACAUCUAAUGACAAAAUACGAAGAAACUUUUUCGACUACCCAAUAUACAUAAGCAAAUAUAUGUAUGCUUAAGGACGAUUGAGUUAUUCCAAUUGAACAUUUUUAUCAGCACACACACUUUUUCUGAUUGUUAUAUAAUUUAAUAUAUUCAAGAAAAAAAUGAUUUGAUACUUAUCACAACAUAUGUAUGUAGUAAUUUUUAUGAUUUACUCAAAUAUUACAUAACUACACAACUUUGCAUUGCCAAAAUGUACAUAAUGUAAUGUACAUAUGUAUAUUCACACCUCGACCAGACUUAAUUGCAGUUGUGCUAAAGAAGGCAUGUACUAUGUAUUGUUUAGGCUACCAAUUAGUUACUGCAAUUUUCCUAAUGCCACUGCGUUGGUACUUGUACCAGCUAGUUUUCAUUUGCUUUGUAAGUGUAUGUAUGGCAUACGAAUAACAACAAAAUAAUAACAAAACAGUAGGUUAACCGGUUCCAUUAAAGAAGAUACUGAAAGGCGGUGUCAUUUAUUUCUAUUGCACUUACAAGCCAAUUACCUUAAUAUACAACUACUUAAAUAUACAUAUAUGUAUAUAUACACAUACAUAUGUAAAUGCACCUUUAAUUACAUGUUUACGUGAAAAUUGUGUUAAACAUGUGAAAAACAGUGGGCUACACACUAGCAUCGUGAUUUAGGUGCAAUUUUUUGCCAAAACCGCGCCGUUUUUUGCGUGAACAAUACAUACGCUUAAAUAGAAGCCGGUACUCGAGCGCUUCCUCUAUUCGAUGUUCGGAGAUGUGGCGGGCGCCCAACGCUUGCUUGAGCUCAAUUAUGCGCUGCGCAACAAGUAUGCGCACAUAUUUCUGCAACGCGAUCCCACGGAUCAAGAGUCGCAGCAGCUGUUGCAAGUCGCCGACUUGUUGCCGCUGCCUGGACUGACACCGGACAAAAACAAGCUGCUUUUGUAUCGUCUUAUCGAUUUCGAUGCAGAUAAGUUUAACUUUACGGCCAGCAUUAAGGUGUUCUUUAUGAUGGCCGACCUGCGAUUCGUCCUCCCCGACGAGGCGGGCAUGUGUGAUGGCGAGGUACCCAUUUUCGACAUGGCCGGCUACAGUUUGCGACAUGUUGCGCGCACAGUGCUCAGCUCGCUGCGUGUUUAUAUGAAAUUCGUACAGGAGGCACACCCAGUGCGCUUGAAGGCCAUACACGUACUAAAUUGUCCAUCUUAUCUGGAUAAAGUGUUGACGGUGGUGAAGCCGUUCAUUAAGAGUGAGGUGUUUAAGCUGAUUCACUUUCAUCUACCUAAUGCUGAUACGCCCUACAAACAUUUUCCACGUGAUAUGCUGCCGGAAGAGUAUGGCGGUAAGGCCGGCACUUUGGCCGUUUUGAAAGCGAAAUGGACGGGACUACUCAUAGAGAAGAGGAAUUAUUUAAUGAACCCCGAUGCAUGGAAAAUCGACAAAAGCAAGAAACCGAAAGCUGUAGUUCCCGAAGCGAACCGGCAGUCGGAUAGCAUAUGCCACAACUUGAAAACACUGGAGAUUGAUUAGAUAACUAAGUUUGCUUUAUAAAUUUGUAUACAUACCAUAUACCUGUAUGUGAAAAGAUUAAUUUUUAUAAACGCUUGGGUUGUAUGAACAAAACUGUA
Messenger RNA from Bactrocera tryoni, 1694 nucleotides. Its product is annotated as alpha-tocopherol transfer protein. The transcript is spliced from 6 exons. NCBI's taxonomy places the organism in Eukaryota, Metazoa, Arthropoda, Insecta, Diptera, Tephritidae. The record is from RefSeq and is a predicted model, not a curated record. Gene Ontology annotation, molecular function: phosphatidylinositol bisphosphate binding. The coding region runs from base 832 to 1596 and encodes 254 amino acids. Gene Ontology annotation, cellular component: membrane.